CUCCCGCGCGUAAUGUUCUCUGUUCUCGCCAGGACCCCCUCGUCAUCAUGGAUUUCUUUAACAACCUCUUCAGAUCCUGCAACUCUCUUUGCUGUACAAAAUCUCUGCACUCUCUCCUCAUAGUCUCCAAUCAAAUCCGCGACAUUUUCUUCUCAACGAAGCUCAUCAACCUCUACUCUCGCUUCAACGACCUCCCUUCUUCAAUCCUCACCUUCUCUCAAACGCCCAACAAGAACACGGUCGCUUUCAACUGCCUUAUCUCCUCUUUCGCCACCCACAACCUCCAGCCUGAGGCUCUCCAUUGCUUUCGGCAGCUCAUGGCUUGUCCCGAACUUCGACCCGACCGCUUCACGUUUCCCGCUGCCCUCAAGUCUUGUUCGAGUUCCGGUCAUCUGAGCUCGAUGCAUUCUUUGCUGCCCAAAAUGGCAUUUGAUAAGGAUCUUUAUAUUUGUGCCUCGUUGAUCCAUAUGUACUCGAGAUUUGGGCUGAUGGGUUAUGCACAGAAGAAGUUUGAUGAAAUGCCCAUGAGAGAUUCGGGUUGCUGGAAUGCGAUUCUUUCUGGGUAUUGUCAGAAUGGGGAAGCAAAUGAGGUUGUUCGAGUGUUUGAUGAGAUGGUGAGAGAGGGGGUUGAGAUUGAUACCGUCACGGUGGCGAGCAUUCUUCCGGUUUGUGCACCAUUGGAUGAUGCUUUGAUGGGUGUUUUGGUUCAUGGGUUUGCUACCAAAUGCGGGCUGGACACGGAUCUUUUCGUGUUGAAUGCUUUAAUUGAUAUGUAUGGAAAGUUGGGGCUUUUGGAGGAUGCUAGGAAUGUGUUUGAUGCAAUGGGAAGAAAGGAUUUAGUCACUUGGAAUUCCAUGAUUUCUGCUUAUGAGCAAGGGGCUUACCCAAAGAUAGCUCUUAGCCUCUUUGAUAGGAUGCAAAGAUGCGGAUUUCAGCCAGACAUGUUGACUCUUGUGAGUCUAGCUUCAGCCGUUGCCCAACUUGGGGAUGGUAUCAAUAGUCGAUCAGUUCAUUGCUAUGUCUUUAGAAGAGGAUGGGAUUCUAGUAAUGUCUUUGUUGGCAAUGCCAUCAUCGAUAUGUAUGGAAAAGUUGGCGAUGUAGAAUAUGCACGGAGAGUUUUUGAUUGGAUGCCUGUGAAAGAUGUGAUUUCCUGGAAUUCUUUGAUCACGGGAUGUUCCCAAAAUGGCUUUUCUAAUGAGGCAACCGAGAUAUAUGAGGCUAUGGAGAAGAGUGAAGGAGUUACGCCGAGUCAGGGUACAUUCGUCAGUGUUCUUCCUGCAUGCUCUCAUGUGGGGGCCUUGAGGAAAGGUAUGAAAAUUCAUGGGAGAUCGAUCCAAAUUGGAUUGGAAUUGGAUGUAUUUGUGGGCACUUGUCUUAUAGAUAUGUAUGCAAAAUGUGGGAGGUUAGAUGAAGCAAUGCUUUUAUUUGCGAAAGUACCAAGAAGGACCUCAUAUCCAUGGAACGCCAUUAUAUCGGGCCUUGGAGUUCAUGGACAUGGUGAUAAAGCCCUAGAGCUGUUUGAAGAAAUGCAACAAGAGGGAGUUAAGCCGGACAAUGUGACCUUCAUUUCAUUACUCUCUGCGUGUAGUCAUUCAGGAUUAGUUGAUCAUGCUCGCCAUUACUUUGGACUAAUGAAGUCAGGCUAUGGAAUCGAGCCGUCAGUGAAGCAUUAUGCCUGCAUGGUUGACUUGCUUGGUCGAGCUGGCCACUUGAACGAUGCUUAUGAAUUCAUCAAGAAUAUGCCUCUAAGACCUGAUGCCGGUGUUUGGGGUGCUCUUCUUGGUGCCUGUAGGAUACAUGGGAAUGUUGAAUUGGGGGAUAUAGCUUCCAACCGCCUAUUUGAGGUUGAUCCUGAAAAUGUUGGGUAUUAUGUUCUCUUGUCUAAUAUGCAUGCAAAAUCUAGGAAUUGGGAGGGAGUUGGUGAAGUGAGGUCCUUAGCGAAAAAUAGACAAUUGAUGAAGACUCCUGGAUGGAGUUCAAUAGAGGUAGACAACAAGAUGAAUGUAUUUUUUAUGGGGAACCAGUCACACCCGAGAUUUGAAGAUAUAUACAAAGAGAUGGUAAACUUGUUAGCAAAAAUGAAGAGCAUCGGUUAUGUUCCUGACUACAAUUAUGUGUUGCAGGAUGUGGAGGAUGAUGAAAAGGAGCAUAUUUUAACAAUGCAUAGUGAAAGGCUUGCGAUAGCAUUUGGUAUUAUAAGUACAUUGCCAAAAACGACUAUUCACAUUUUCAAAAACUUGCGUGUUUGUGGGGACUGUCAUACUGCUACAAAAUUCAUAUCAAGGAUUACUGAGAGAGAAAUAAUUGUGAGAGAUUAUAACCGGUUCCAUCAUUUUAAAGGAGGGAGUUGCUCUUGUGGAGACUAUUGGUAGUCCUAUUCUUCAUUCCUCACCACAUAAAAUCAAGUGAGGUUAGAUAUUGACUCUAUUGACUUCGGAGGUACAGGAUGAAGAACUUCGGAGAACAAGUAACUUUUCCCCCUAAUUUGUAAACUAUGCAUGUAUUUGUGUUAUUAUUGGAUAAUCAUUCUUUUUCACUCCAUAGAUUUAGCUUGUUCCCUUACAGUCAUAGAGUAAGCUGGAGAAAUUCUGAUUAUGGUGACAAACUGGCUUGGACUGUAGAAUAUCUGUCACAAACAAAAACUACAAAUGCAUAACUACUGUAAGUUUCUAAGUUAUCUCUUUGGUGA
Asparagus officinalis (garden asparagus) is the source of this 2689-nucleotide messenger RNA. Its product is annotated as pentatricopeptide repeat-containing protein At4g33990. NCBI's taxonomy places the organism in Eukaryota, Viridiplantae, Streptophyta, Magnoliopsida, Asparagales, Asparagaceae. The transcript has 3 exons. The record is from RefSeq and is a predicted model, not a curated record. Bases 48 to 2372 code for a protein of 774 amino acids. Gene Ontology annotation, molecular function: zinc ion binding; RNA binding; protein binding. Gene Ontology annotation, biological process: RNA modification.